Molecule: messenger RNA, 2289 nt
Organism: Sapajus apella (tufted capuchin)
Lineage: Eukaryota; Metazoa; Chordata; Mammalia; Primates; Cebidae
Gene: CATSPER1
Product: cation channel sperm associated 1
Exons: 12
Coding region: 1-2289 (762 amino acids)
Biological process (GO): regulation of cilium beat frequency involved in ciliary motility; flagellated sperm motility; transmembrane transport
Cellular component (GO): CatSper complex; membrane
Molecular function (GO): calcium-activated cation channel activity; voltage-gated calcium channel activity
Source: RefSeq, a predicted model, not a curated record
AUGGAUCAAAACUUAAGGCCUGAAAAGGCUCAGAAUGAGGCGGACACCAAUAACGCAGACGUGUUCUUCCACUCCCACUCAUCCCCCGGAGGCCAGGGCCACAGGCCAGGCCACCGUGGAUCUCACCACCAUCACAAGUCACAUCAUGGCGUGCCACACCAUCGUGAUGAAUCUCGCCACCCUCCAGAGUUCCAAGACUUCCACAGCCGUGCCUCCUCCUCCCAUGUCCCCCAGUCUUACCGCCACAACGAGUCGCGGAAUCAUGGCAGGACCCACGGCCCCACAGGCUUCGGCCUGGCUCCCCCUCAAGGCGCCGCCCCCUCCCAGCAUCCCUAUGCUGAGGACUACCUUGAUGGCAGGAGGCUUUCUGACGUGUCCCAAUACAGUGGGUCCCAGCAGCAGAGUGACUCCCGCUACCACAGGGGGUCCCAUCACCAGGGCAGACAGCACUAUCUCAGUGAGAAUUUGUCCCGCCAUUCCUCUGGCAUGCCCCACCAACGCAGUGAGGCUUCCCACCGUGAUGGGUCCUAUCUGCCCCAUGGACCUGUUGCCUACAGUGAGUCCUUCCACCAAAAUGAGGCUUUCGACAUUAGCGGGAUCCAACCUGACGGGACCCACCAUCGCCAAGCCCACCAACGUGGCUGGCCCCACCAUCACCAAGUCCAACAGCAUGGAAGGCCUCCUCAUCACGGAGAGGCCCUUUCCCAACCUUCCUUUGUGGGUACACCUGACUAUCACGGCGAGUACCGCCAAGGUGAUCGCCACCCUGGUGAGCACCACCGCGAUGGGCAUCCCCACCACUCACAGCACCACCACCACCGGACCCACCAGCACCAAGACCACCUCCACCACCGAGACCACCACCACGGCGCACAUCAGUCCAGUUACCCCCGCAGCGACUACCAGUAUAGGGACUACGUCCAGAGCCUUUCCCAGCUCUCCAUUCCACAGCAGGAUGCCCUCAGCCCUGGUGCUUCUCAUGCAGGAGCGUUCCCCUCUCAUGGGGUACACCCAAGGGGCUUGGCCCGCAGCAUGAUUCCAUCCGCCACUGCAAUCCACUCACAUGCCAACCAGAUGUCCAAAAAACUCCAUCCCCAGAUUUUCUCCACCAAAGACUCAGAAAGCUGGGGCAAAGGAGAGGGGCGAUCUCGGAAACGCAAAAUUGGCCAGCUCCAGCGGACCCACAAGAAGGGACAGUCUACCAAUCUCUUACAGUGGCUGUGGGAAAAGUUAAGCCAUCUCAUUCAUGGCUUCCGGGAAAUGAUCCGGUCGCUUACCCAAUCCCUGGCCUUUGAAACCUUCAUCUUCUUCAUCGUCUGCCUGAACACCAUCAUGCUGCUGGCCCAGACCUUUGCAGAAGUCGAGAUCCGGGGUGAGUGGUACUUCAUGGCCUUGGACUCCAUCUUCUUCUGCAUCUAUGUGUUGGAAGCCCUGCUCAAGAUCAUUGCCCUGGGCCUCUCGUACUUCCACGACUUCUGGAACAAUCUGGACUUCUUCAUCAUGGGCAUGGCCGCAUUGGACUUCGGGCUGAUGCUAACCCACUCCUUCGCCAUCUACCACCAAAGCCUCUUCCGGAUCAUCAAGGUCUUCAAGAGCCUUCGGGUCCUGAGGGCCAUCCGGGUCUUGCGGAGGCUCAGCUUCUUGAACAGUGUCCAGGAAGUGACAGGGACCCUGGGCCAGUCCUUGCCAUCCAUCACAGCCAUCCUCAUCCUCAUGUUUACCUGCCUCUUCCUCUUCUCCGUGGUCCUCCGAGCACUGUUCCGCAGAUCAGACCCCAGGCGAUUCCAGAACAUCUUCACCACCAUCUUCACCCUCUUCACCUUGCUCACGCUGGAUGACUGGUCCCUCAUCUACAUGGACAGCCGUGCCCAGGGCGCCUGGUACAUCAUUCCCAUCCUCAUGAUUUACAUCAUCAUCCAGUACUUCAUCUUCCUCAACCUGCUGAUUGCUGUCCUGGUGGAUAACUUCCAGAUGGCACUGCUGAAAGUCCCCGAAAAAGUGAAACAGGAGAAGGCUACCCGGAUCCAGAAGAAUCUGCUGGAAGACUCACUGACAGAGCUCAAAGCUGCAGAGCCCAAAGAGGUGUUGAGUGAAGGCACCAUGCUGAAGCGACUCAUCGAGAAGAAGUUUGGGACCAUGACUCAGAAGCAGCAGGAGUUCCUGUUCCUCUACCUGCAGCUAGUGGCGAGCGUGGAGCAGCAUCAGCAGAAGUUCCGCUCCCAGGCAGCCAUCGUCGAUGAGAUUGUGGACACCACAUUUGAGGUUGGAGAAGAGGACUUCAGGAACUGA